AAGCGCAUUUCUCAAACACACCCUGUUGUCAUUCAAACAUCUCAGGGAGGCGGUUCAUUUUUUUUCCCGCCAGCUCUCGCCGACAGCUCUGUGCUAGGACUCAACUAAGUACACCGAGAGUAUUCUUUCACUAAAAGCUGAAAACGCCAGAGUAUAUUAUCUCAAAAUGAGUGAAAUUAUUACUAAAACACAUUAAAAACCAACUACACUGCUGCAACUACUCCUAGAUUCAAGAUUUAAAAGACGGCAACUCCAAACUAACAUGGCAGUCAGACUGUGUGAUGUGGCUUCUCUGCUUAGAAGUGGUUCGUGGGCAGCAGAGCCUUGGACUGGGCAGGUAAUUGCUGCCAUGGAAACACAACUGUCUAAUGGGCCAACUUGCAAUAACACAGCCAAUGGUCCUUCCACCAUAAACAACAACUGCUCAUCACCAGUUGAUUCUGGGAACACAGAGGACAGCAAAACCAAUUUAAUAGUCAACUAUCUUCCUCAGAAUAUGACACAAGAAGAGCUCAAAAGUCUUUUUGGGAGCAUUGGUGAGAUAGAAUCCUGUAAACUUGUAAGAGACAAAAUAACAGGCCAAUGCUCUUCAACCCAUCAUUCACAAGUGCCAUGGCCCCUGCAAAAGACUUCAGUGGUUCCUCCAACAGGACAGAGCUUGGGAUAUGGAUUUGUGAACUACAUUGACCCUAAGGAUGCUGAAAAGGCUAUCAAUACCCUGAAUGGAUUGAGACUUCAAACCAAAACAAUAAAGGUUUCAUAUGCGCGACCAAGUUCAGCUUCUAUUAGAGAUGCAAAUCUGUAUGUCAGUGGUCUCCCAAAAACUAUGACCCAGAAAGAACUGGAGCAGCUCUUCUCCCAGUAUGGACGUAUUAUUACUUCUCGUAUUCUAGUUGACCAAGUCACUGGAGUUUCAAGGGGUGUGGGCUUCAUCCGAUUUGACAAGCGGAUUGAGGCUGAAGAAGCCAUCAAAGGUUUGAAUGGACAGAAACCUCCAGGUGCCACAGAGCCAAUCACUGUAAAGUUUGCCAACAAUCCAAGCCAAAAAACAAAUCAGGCCAUCCUUUCCCAGCUGUACCAGUCUCCAAACAGAAGGUAUCCAGGACCUCUAGCUCAGCAGGCUCAACGUUUUAGGUUGGACAAUCUGCUCAAUAUGGCUUAUGGAGUAAAGAGUAGGUUUUCUCCAAUGACCAUUGAUGGAAUGACCAGUUUGGCUGGGAUCAAUAUCCCAGGACAUGCGGGAACCGGAUGGUGCAUUUUUGUGUACAAUUUAGCUCCUGAUGCAGACGAGAGCAUCCUGUGGCAAAUGUUCGGACCCUUCGGAGCAGUUACCAACGUGAAAGUUAUCCGUGACUUCAACACAAACAAGUGCAAAGGCUUUGGUUUUGUGACUAUGACAAACUAUGACGAGGCAGCCAUGGCAAUAGCCAGCCUGAAUGGAUAUCGCCUUGGAGACAGAGUUUUGCAGGUCUCAUUUAAAACAAACAAAACGCAUAAAGCCUAAUGAGUUGCCCUCAGCCCAAUUUAUAUUUGAAAACCAUUCAACAAAGGCAAGUUAAAAAAAACUUUAUACAUUAGUAAAUGUCUUUGUAAGUCAGUGUUGAGAUGGGGGAAUACAAGACUAGCAUCCUAAGAAAUAUGCGAGAUUUUUUAUUGCUAGUAUUUGAACUAAAACUUCUUAAAUAUCUUAUGUUUGAAUAUGGACAAGAGGUACAGGGUUUUUACCUGUCACAAUGCAUUCUAUUGCCUUCUUUGAAGAAGGCGGACCUUUUAAAAUGUUUGAGCUAAGGGAAGACAUUUCUUUUACACGACUGCCUUGAACCUGUGAGUAAAUAUUGAGGCUUUGUGUUAUAAUCCUUGAGUUAGUUAGUCUUAUGUUGUGUUUGAUUUACACUUUAAUGCCUUGCUGUUUAGUCUGUUCAAGAAAAGUGUUUUGAAGUUUACAUUUUUAUUUAUAAAGUUAUUUAUUUUGUAAUUAUUAUUUGGGUUGGGGAAGGGGGGUGGUGCAUUAUAAAAGCUUAUUGUAAGAUUAAUGGAGAACUUUUCGUAAAGCAGUACCUUGCCAAAGAGAUAAGAGCCUCUUUGAUGUGGGUUUAAAAACAAAACAAAGCAUCUAUUUUUAUAAAAAAGAGAAAAUUUGGAGAAACUUUUUACAGGUCCUGGAACAAAUAUUUUGACUUGAAUACUUUGAGAAAUCUCUUCAUAUGACACCUAGUGAGCUUUUAAAACUUACCAGGAAAUUUGCAGUGGUUGGGGGAAAAACUUUAGAAAGAUUUAUGAUGUAGGAAUUCUUUAGAGAUCUUUGUUACUCAAGAAGUGGAAUCACUGGGAAAAGCACUGCUGGUUUUGAUUUUCUAAUCGUUGGUGCAGUCUCUGAACAUCCUGGUUACUAUGUGAUAGGUGGCUCACGUCAACUUGUGUGAUUUUGAAACUAAAAGAAAAAUUUUAAAGUAUAUAAGAGCAGGCAAGAAAUUUAAAUUAACUGAGAUGGGGGAAAAAAUCUGUUCUUCCUAUAGAAUUCCCUUCAGAUAGAGCUCAUGGUGUUUAGUGAUGUACUUGCAGUAUUGUUUGAAGAAUUGUUUUGUCUUAAAGAAAAAAAGAUGUUUGCACAUGGUUUGCACAGUGGCAGACCAGGAAGAAGCAGUCUUGCGUUGGAUAUGUUUGAAGGUAUUUUGAAAGUUACGUUCAAGGCUAACACCUGAGCUUUGUGUAAUGUAAAUAAGAUCUUUUGUUUUAUGAACCUCUUUUCAGCUAAUAUUUUGAGUUUUCUUCUGGUUUUUAUUUUCUUUAUUUAAACAUGCCAAGUGAUGUUCAAAUUUUGAAUGUUUUUGUAUUUUUUUCCCUUUGUAAAUGGCAUUAAGAUUGUUACUUGAGGUCUGCUUAUUCAUUUUUGUUGUCCUGGGGACUUGAAUUUACAGUGUAUCAGAUACGUUGCAAAUUUUGUCUGUAGAUAGUCUAGCUUCAGCUGUUUAUGGUGAUGCUACAUUUUUGUUUAUAAAUAUGUUUGUGGUAAAAAAAAUGAGUAUAACCAUAGGUUUUGAACAAAUUCCUUACAUUUUUCAUACCAGAAUCAUAAAUACCUGUAUGCUAUUGAAAUUUAACUUUGUAUGACGCUUAAAACACUUAUUUGGGGAAAUAAUAAAGUCUUUACCAUGUAUGGAAGAAAUUUAAGGUCAAAAAGUACAAAUAUUUUCUGAUUAGCAUCUAGCUUAUAAUAAAUUUUUAAAGAGCUGAAGGCUGCAGUGCCUUCUCCAGGAUGCACUGACAACUAUAUAGUUACGUCCUGCUUUUUGUAUAAACUGAGAUGCUCAUACGCUUCCCCUUAGAACAAGCAAUGUGCUAUGCAUAACAUACUUGUACAUGAUCUUUGCAGUUGCUUUUUGAUUCUUAUUUUUUAAAAAUUGUAGUUAUAAAUUUUUCAGUAUAGUACAUAAUACUGUGAGAGAAUAAAGUGUGCUAAAGUGACAAGCAACUUUUCAUGCUGGACCCAUUCAGUGUUACUCAAAUCAAUUGGCUUCCUGACCCACAUUCAUUCUAGGUGCAUUGAGCAACUAUUCUACAUUAACACAGAUUUCCUGUGCUUCAGUAAACAAAUGAGUUCCAUUGUGGUGGUGGGGCAACAGUGCCUACAUCCUUUGCUACUAUAUACUACUGUAGCAACAACAGCAAACAUACACACACACAAAAGGGGGGCAUUGAUGAGAAGGCAUGUCUAUUGGGCUUCACUUUGCACUGUUUAUCAGAGCACUUAAUAAAAUGUAAGGCUGGUAUUUAUUUGAAGUUGUACAGUAUGACUUAAUUCACAUCUGUUGAAGUAGAAAAUAUAUUCUGUUGAGUAUUUAAAAGAGGCUGUACAUGUUUUCUUUUGUGUUUGGAUCCUUUGUACUUUUUCAUGUUCAGUACAUCAAUAAACAAAAGUUGAA
This is a messenger RNA of Rhineura floridana, 3923 nucleotides long. It is a transcript of the gene ELAVL2, whose product is annotated as ELAV like RNA binding protein 2. Bases 263 to 1504 code for a protein of 413 amino acids. The transcript is spliced from 10 exons. The record is from RefSeq and is a predicted model, not a curated record. Gene Ontology annotation, molecular function: RNA binding. Gene Ontology annotation, cellular component: ribonucleoprotein complex. Lineage: Eukaryota; Metazoa; Chordata; Lepidosauria; Squamata; Rhineuridae.